UCAUACGAGGACAACGGACCAGCCUCUCAAAGAGGAAAUUUUUUUUUUAUUUAUGUAUAUACAUACAUAUAUAUAUUUAUAUUUAUUUAUUUAUAUAUAAAUAUUUUAGUAUAUAUAUAUAUAUUUGUCUAUGUGAAUAUACUGAUAUAUAUAUGUAGAUAUUUAUAUAUAUAUAUAUAUACUCUGUAUAUACAUAUAAAUAUAUGUAUAAGUUGUUUCCGUGCUUAUUAUUUCGUUAACCAGCCACUCUUUAUACCCUCCCGACAGCAUCAUCAUCAACAGGAACAGACAAUCGAUUGUCAAGUUUUUUCAGUGAGUCUCUAAGAUUCCAUUGGAGGAGCAAGGAGUAUUUACAGUGGAGUACAGAAGAAAGAUUUGAAAGAUAUUGCUAAACCAUCUGUAACAUACCUCACAGUUCUUAAAAACCGAGAUAUACUUUUAUACUUUUAAAGAAGAUAUUACUGUUCCUUCCACUAGUUUUGUGAAAUCUAGUAAAAAAAAAGUUGCAGCUUGUAAAUAUGACUUCAGUUAUUUACAUAACUUGUGUGUAACAGAACAGUGAAUUAGCUGCUUUCAAGCCACUACUUCAACCAGUGUAUUUUGGGGGGAUUGUGUCGUUUGUCAUAUAUAUAUAUAUAUAUAUAUAUAUAUUCCUUAUUAGUUUUUCUGUUUUAUCAGUGGAAUUUCUACAAUGUACUCCAUGCAAUCUGUUUACUCCAUGAGCGAGCAGUUUAGCUGUGAUUCAUGUGAGAAAACCUUCCAGCUAUAUGACCAACUUAAGGCUCACAAGAGAUCUAUGCAUGCUGGUAGUGGUGAACAUAAAUCUUUCAUAUGUGAAUUCUGCCACAAAGAAUUCAGCCAGAUUUCGUCCUUGCGUAACCACGAACGCACACACACAGGUGAGAAACCAUUCCAGUGCCUGACUUGCAGUAAGUCCUUCAGCCAAAGGGGCAACUUGAAACACCACGAACGAAUACACACUGGGGAGAAGCCGUUCACUUGCGAGAUGUGUGCAAAAGCUUUUAGCCAAGUGUCAAGUCUGCGCAACCAUGAGCGGACGCAUACAGGCGAAAAGCCUUUCACCUGUCCAACUUGUUCGAAAGAGUUUAGCCAGAAGGGAAAUCUGAAAAUACACGAACGAACACAUACUGGCGAAAAACCUUUCACUUGUUCCCUCUGUACCAAAUCUUUCAGCCAGAAAGGAAAUCUGAAAACACAUAUGCGCAACCAUGGAGAUAAAAAAGAAUUCAGCUGCUCCCUCUGUGGAAAAGUAUUCUCAUGUAAAUCAUUGCUGAAAUGCCAUGAAAAAGCACAUAAUGUGUCUGAGGCAGGUAGUAGUCAAGGAAUCGGCACAGCCAUGGGGCAAGAAGCAAUAGGGCUGGUCCCAAAUCCCACAACUGCCACUGAGGGCCCAGCAGGCUCCAUCGACCUUAGAAAGGACCUAUAUAACUAUCACAGCAACAACAGUAACAGCAACCAUAAUCAUCCACAGCACACAUCAGCCACCACAGGUGUACAAGCUCAGCAGCCACACCUGUCACAACAGCUGCGCAAUCAAACCAACUUUGGUGCUAACUCCAGUGGAUUUGAUCCUAGGGAUCACCUAGCAGCAUCACAGUUAGAUUUAACCACGGAUAAUCGGCACAAUCAGAACAACCGUGUCUAUGUGUAAGGAGCCAUACCCAACAAAGCUGCCAAAUAAACCAUCAUUUUAAUAAAAACGAACUCUCUUUGGA
Molecule: messenger RNA, 1736 nt
Organism: Octopus sinensis (East Asian common octopus)
Lineage: Eukaryota; Metazoa; Mollusca; Cephalopoda; Octopoda; Octopodidae
Product: gastrula zinc finger protein XlCGF7.1-like
Exons: 2
Coding region: 692-1672 (326 amino acids)
Biological process (GO): regulation of transcription by RNA polymerase II
Molecular function (GO): RNA polymerase II cis-regulatory region sequence-specific DNA binding; DNA-binding transcription factor activity
Source: RefSeq, a predicted model, not a curated record